This is a messenger RNA of Contarinia nasturtii (swede midge), 4994 nucleotides long. RefSeq lists its product as uncharacterized. Gene Ontology annotation, cellular component: cytoplasm; plasma membrane. The record is from RefSeq and is a predicted model, not a curated record. Bases 1339 to 4506 code for a protein of 1055 amino acids. Gene Ontology annotation, molecular function: protein binding. NCBI's taxonomy places the organism in Eukaryota, Metazoa, Arthropoda, Insecta, Diptera, Cecidomyiidae. The transcript has 10 exons.
UGUUAGUCGUUGUCGUUGGCGACACGCCACUUAUUUCACUGUACAAUCAAUUUUCAGUAGUUUUAUUUCUGUUACGUUUUGUUGUGUUCAAUUCGGUUUAAAAACAAUUUGUUUUCUUUUGUUAUGUGUAUCGUUUAUAUCGAAGAAUAUAGUCGCGAGUAAUCAUAAUAAAUGGAAUGAGAUCGAUAAAAUUCGUUUGAAACGAAUUAUUUUUUAUCAGACAAUCGAAACGACAUUGAUUGAGUGUGUAAACGACGGACUGAAUGAAUGACACAGAGUUCGCAAAGUGAAUUGCAGUGCAAUAAAAUCCAUUCUUUUGUCGAGAAACAAACAAAAAAUUCAUUUUUGGACAGUCAAACAAUCAUCUGAAGAGGCAUCCCACGCAAAUCGUAAACACAGAUUAUAACUCCCAUGGACACUUAAGUGGUCUCGAACGAAAAAUUAAACAUAUAAAUUGCGAUCGAAACACUCUAUUCCGCAUACAUCGAAGAGAGUUUAAUUUGAUUGGCGAGCGCACGAUAUACGAAUGUGUAUGCAUAACAUACACGACCGUAGACGUCAAAACAUGAGAAAUAUUCGAUCGUUCAUUGAACCGCCAUACGGUUGCAAUUUGAGUCAAUUAAUGCAAAUUCUACUGUGCAUCGUACUCGAAAUCUUUACCUAUUGCUCAUUGUUUGUCGUCUACGUGAAGUGUUGCUACUAACUUUGGCUCACCUUCAAUAGAAUUAUGGCAUUUGAUACUUACACACACAUAUAUGCGACGACUUCAAAACGACUUUAACAAUAUAUUGUUUUCAAUAUGAAAAUAAACCGAACUCAAUCAAUAAUACACUUCAACGCGAAACAAACGACAUGGAAAAUGUAUGGAAAAGCGUCUUUGCAAAUAUUAGGCACCUUUGACUCGGAUUAGUGGCAAAACACAACAUCAACCUAAGCGAAAAAAAAAGCACUAUCACAUUUCAUGGAAUAUUUGCUUAAUCCAAGCAAACCCCACACAACAAAUGCCAACCAGAAAUUUGCACUCAACCAGGGGCUAUAAACAAUCAACAGCCACUGUUUUUUUUUUGACGAAUUUCAUAUGUCAAACCGAUGCAAUUUUUUUUCUGUAAAAUUACUGCGCCGUAUAUUUAACGUCAUAUGCAAACGUGUGGUUGUGUUUGUGUACAUCGGUUCUUUCCGAUCAAUCGCCGUAAGUUCUACCGAUGCGCAAACAGAGUAAAAAAUGCUGAGUCAACGUUGAAUCGAAAACAACGAUACAAAAACAACACAGAAUAAAUAAUUGGCGAGUAUAAACAGAAAGUCGAAACGAUCCGAAAAAAGCGGAAAAUUAACGAGAAAAUGAACAAAUUAAAAUCGAUGAAGUACAAACCAGACGAUGGUGUUCACAAUGACUUCAGUCUAUUCGAUAAAAUAUCAAAACGUUAUUCGAAUGUUCGAUUUUUACGGAAAUCGGCAAAUCGAAAAGAUCCCCCAAUCCAAAUAACUGGAAGCUAUGACAUGAAUGGUCGCAAUUCAGACGAUCACAAACUUGAAAUUGGCGCACCAAUUUUAAUUUCGAAAACAACAAUCGACACCGAUUCCAUCAUCGAUACAACACUCUUUCGGCACAGUGAUUGCAGUCAAUUGCAACGCAAUUCAGAUCAAUCGGAUAGUUAUCAUGAUGCAAAUAGUUCAUUGGAUACGCAACAAUCGAGUUUUCAUUCAUCCGCAUCGAGCAACGAAGAAAGAAUCGUCGAAAGUGCAUAUGCCAAAAUAAAACCACUGCCAAUCAUCGCCACCACCAUUGCCACAACUGGUGAAGUUAAUAACAAUGGAAAUUUCAUUGGGAAUCGUUCAAAAUCAGCGACCAAUUUACAUAAAACCGAAUUAAGCGUAUAUUUACAGCGUUCACCCAGCAUGGAAAUAACGAAUCAAUUCAUUGAACCGGUGGUGACAGUGAAAAAUAAUUACAAUAAUGUUUACAAUGGUUUUCGUAUCGGAUCGAAGCAAAGCAUCGAAAGUGAUAGUAGUUUUCAUAAUAGCCGUAAUAGUAUCACUGUUAAUGGUUCGGUUAUCGAUGAGGAAGCGCUUGAUUUUGAUAUGAAAUCGGCAUCAUUUCAAAGUCUUGAUGCACGUAAUAUAUUCUUAUCGAUUGAAGAAUUGAACGAAAUCACGCGUCAGAUUAACGAAUCCGAUGAAUUUCGUUCGAUGGUCGACGGUGAUCAUCAUCAAUUGGAAUAUCAAAUUCAUCGGGAAAAUUUGAAGCCAUGCGAACGACGCGUUACAUUGUUACGAAAUAGAAAUCAACGAUUUUUAAAUAUCACACCGAAACGUGAUAAAUUGACAAAUGCAUGGAGCGGCUUCAAGAAUUGGAUUGGCGAAGAAAAGGGGAAAAUUAAGGAAGUGGUCAACAAGCAUUCAGCUAUGCAACGUGUUGGCGCCAAUUCAAAAUCCACAAAUGGUGAAACCACUGCCGUCGAUGGUGUAACUGUUGUAAAUGGCACCGCUUUACAAAUCACUCAAAAUGUCACGGAAACAAAUAAUGAACAACACCAAAACCGAUUCAAUGGCGGUGACAACGAACAACACCAACAAUAUCGUAUCAACGGAUCGGAAAGCAAUGAUUUCAAUUCAUUGAAUAGAAAAACUUUACAUGAAAUAGAGGGUCAAAAUGGUUUCGAAGAGCUACGACGGUAUGUGAAGCAAGGCAGUGACUUCGGCAAAGAUUUGGUUGCGGUUCUACAAGAACGAGUUGAAUCAGAACAACUGUAUGCAAAAUCACUGUCGAAAAUGGCAUCAAAAUUGAAUAAAGCUUGCCGAGAGGUGCCCGGUACAUUGGCGGAGGCAUGGCGCAAUGUCGCCGCUGAAAUGGAAAGUCGAAGUGAAGUGCAUCGUCAAUUUUCCACCACAAUGACUGAAGAAAUCGUCAAACCAUUGAAGCAAUUACUGGAUAAUCAACAUAAAAUGAGAAAAUCGAUCGACGGUAAUGUUGACAAGUCAGCACGAGUAUUGGCCGAAUGGCGAACGAGUGAGGCAAAAGCCAAAAAGUCAUCGCAUUCAGCGGCUCGUGAAAAUGAAAAACUACAAGAUGCAAUGCUUGAUGUACGAAUUCAACGUUCACCAUCGAUAGCUCAUCAAAAUUCGUCCGCUGUGUCAAUCAUAAAUAAUAAUACAAAUAGUUUAAACAGCAAUAAAGAUGGUAGCACCGGUACUGGUUUGCUUGGUUUACACAAAGCGGCUACCGUCGACAAGGAAAUUAAAAAUGCAGAAAAAGAUUGCGCAAAAUUGGAUAAUAAACGACGCAAAGCUGAAGAAUCAGUGAAACGAGCCGAUGUUGAAUAUUAUACACUUUGCAUUCGUGCCGAACGUGCUCGCAUCGAUUGGGAAAUUUCUGUCCUUCGUGGAUCGACCGUUUUUCAAAGCCACGAACAUCAACGAUUACAAAGUUUAAAAGCCUAUUUAACCACUUAUCUGAAACUAUCGAAUGAUAUGAAUCCAAAUUUUACGGCAAUUGUUGAACGGCUCACGCCACAUGUUAAUGCAUGCAAUGUGCAAAAAGAUUUGUCUGUUAUCAAAAAUAUACGGCGCGUGUCAGAGGGUCCGAGCGAACAAUUAUUGCCGGAUUUCUAUUGUGAGCACACAACACUCGCCAUGAAUCGCGAUCGAAGAAAGCAUGCAUUGGUAAAACUAUUGCAAUUGGUCCGCACCGAUUUGGAUCGUGAACGCAAAUCACGCAGCGGCCUCAAGGGAUUAUCACAAUCGCUCAACUCACAAGAAAACCAAAGUGUCACCGAUAAAUUAUAUCAUAUUCGAUCGAUGCUGACCUAUUUGGAAGGUGCUCGCUUCAAAUUACAAUCGGCUCUGUUGGAAUUGGAUCAUAAACCUCGUGGAUCACAUCCUCUAGGGCCACAUAUUCAAAUUACACGCGAUCGCACUGGCCUACAGCAAAGCAUACUUAAAGUACCGCUCUGGCUAAAAAAUGAUGAAGAAAAACCAAAUACAGAUUCUGAGGCCAUUAACAGUAAUGAUGAUGACGCAGCAUCAACAGUUGACAGCAAAAAUGAGGUGCUUAUUAAAAACUUUGAUCGAAACUUUGGCCGAAGCAAAUCGUCCAUUGAAUACCCCGUCGGAAUAACAACGGGCGCUGGCACUGCUAGUACGAUCAUUGUUGAUUCUCGUAAUUUAGAGAAUAUAGACUUUGAUCGUGGAAUUGCCGAUGGUGGUUCUAAUCAACAUGACUCUGAUUUUGAUGAAUUUUCUUCACAAGAUGAAGAAGAUGAAAUCAGUAGCCGAAAUUCGGUUCAAGGAACGACGUAUCGGCGACCAACACCAAAUCCAUCGACGCCAAAAAUCAUAAGCCACUGCAAAGCAAUUUAUGCCUACUCACCAAAAUUAGACGAUGAGUUGGAAAUUAAUCCAGGUGAUCUGAUUGAUGUUCAUAUUAAACAAGAAGAUGGAUGGUGGGUCGGUGCAAUAAAAGACCGUGUUGGAAUCUUUCCUGCCACUUAUGUUGAAGAGCUCGUUUAAUAGUGUUAACAGAAAUCGCAAUAUUCACGAACGCCUUUCCCGUAUUUCAUUAUCAUGAUGCGUUUCUUUAACUAUUAUUUUAUUUGUUGGUCUUCCACUGUUGUAAUUAUAUAUGAUUUAAUUAUUAUUAUGCAAAAGAUAUUGUAUUAUUAUUACGUAAAUUGUAUUUAAAGGAUUUAUUCUCCUCAUUUUUGACUAAUUUAUAUUGUACGAAUUCGAUUAAACCAAAAAAGCAAUAAACGAUAAUAUUACUAUCGAAUUUUCAACACAAUUUUAACUCGAUAUUUUACUGUAUUAACAAUUAAACUAAAUGAACAUGUUUUUUAUGUUUAAUUUAAUUGUAACUUUUGCUGAAUAAAAAAAGAAACAGGAAAACAUAGUUUUAAAAGAAAAAUAAAUAACGACACUUUUAUUCACAAUUUAUAAUAAAAAAAAUCCCAGCGCAAUUACGAUGUUAAUUAGACGAUUAAAGAAAAUUUCGGAAAAAA